CGCCGGCACCGAGCCCCCCCCCGCUCUCGACGGCACGAGACCCCGCGCCCGCGCUGGGGAGAGGAGCAGAGGACACAGGGUGCCGUAGGGGCGGAGGAGCGAGGGGCAGGAUGCCGAAGAAGAAGCAGCCCAUGGAGGACUGCGACUCGCAGAGCCUGGCUGGGGACGAGGAUGAGCAGAGGAGCCCAGCCAGUGCCAGGAAGAAGCGCAGCUUUGUGGAUGCCUUUAUCGUCAUCUCUGACAGCGACGGGGAGGAGUCAAAGGAGGAGAAUGGCUUGCAGAAGAAGAGAACAAAGCAGCAGCUGGAGAGAGCCAAGUGUGCCGCAAGAAGGAAGAUCGCACAGAUGACUGAAGAGGAACAGUUUGCUCUGGCCCUCAGGAUGAGUGAGCAGGAAGCCAGGCAAGUGAACUGCCAGGAGGAGGAAGAGGAGGAGCUCUUGAGGAAGGCCAUCGCUGAGAGCCUUCACAGCUGCCAGCCAUCAUCCCCACCUGUGGAGGCCACUGCCCUGCCCACACCUGCAGCGGGCACUCCGCCGUGUGGCGCUUCACCGCAGGGCAACACAGAGUCUGCAGGUGCUUUGCCAUCGUCCCCUGGCUCCCCUUCUGCUGAGCCCUGCUCCUCUUCACGGAGCCUGCGCACGGAUGGGAGCAAACCCACAGGCAUUACCAGAAGCCCCCUAGUCUUGCUGACGAGGCUAAGCCAGGAGAUCGUGGAGAGCUCGAUAACGUCCAGCAUUGUUGUCUCCCCAGGGAAGAGCCAGGCUUCCCUGAGGGCAGACGAGCAGCCUGCCUCACUGGCAGGCAGCAACACCAGCAGCGCGGCACCCAGCUCCCCCAACCAGCGUCUGAGCCCCACCUUUGCCAGCUUCACUCCAGGCACCUGGCGGCUGACGCCUCGGAGACUGUUCCCAGCUUCGUGCAGCCCAGGGAAAGCCACUGAGAGGGAUCAGGAUGCGCCUCCUCCUGACGCUGGGGGGUCUGGGGCUCAGAGGAGCAGGACCUGUGCCCAGCAUGGCCGCCCCCGGAGGAGCCAGGGAGCAGGCAGUGCCCCUUGUUCCCAGCGGCUUGGGGACAGCAGGGAAGCCUCGGUGCCCACUGAGACAGGGGAGCAGAGCGAGGUGUCCAGCCAGGUGGGCACACGUGGCCGGGCGGGCAAGGCGUGCCAGCUGGAGGAGGGCAAGGACACUGUGCACUAUUACUGGGGGAUCCCAUUCUGCCCCAAGGGGGCUGACCCCAACCAGUACACGCAGGUUAUCCUGUGCCAGCUGGAAGUAUACCAGAAGAGCCUGAAGCAGGCCCAGCGCCGGCUCCUGCACAAGAAGGAGUUUGGUGAGCCUGUGGUCCCUGGGUCUGUCCCCUCCAGCCCACCUGCCCCAGGGAAGGCGGAGGGAGUUGCCAGGGAGAAUGGGGUCGAGGAGGCAGAAGAUGGGGAUGUGGAAGGGAGGACUGAGCCCAGGGCUGGCGCCUGGCUUCUGCCCUCCCCAGCCCGUGGGCCUGGCGAGAAUCCAGCGUGGAGCCCAGACGGGAAGAGUUCAGCGUCCGAGGAGGAGCCUACCACUAGCUACUGCCAGGCCUCCCAGGUGCUGCUUGCAGAAGACGCCCCUGAAGACGGCGAGCCCAUGCAGAUCACGCAGAGCAUUUCGGCUUUGACUCCCCUCGGCAGUAAACGGAGCCCAGACAUUGCCACCGAAAGCCCUGCUGCAGAAGAGAUCACCGUGUGCCCUGAGACCCAGCCAAGUCCCUCUGAAGCGAUCGAGCCAGUGAGCAAGGAGCUGUGUUCAGCCAGCAGAGAUGCACCUAGGCAGACUGCUGGAGACGAAGAUGCGGGUGGCGCGUCGGAGAGCACUCUUGCCACGGCUGCCUGUGUGGCCUGCCCGCUGUGCGACCAGGGCUUCCCUGCCACGGAGAUCGAGCUGCACGCCAUGUAUUGCAACGGCGCCACGGGAGAGGAUGCUGAUGAGGACCUCCCAGUACUCACACGGCGGCAGAGAGAAGCCAAGAGCAGAGCGGUCCGGGGCAUCCCGCCACCCAGGGACACUGGCAACAGGAGCGAGAAGUGCUACCUCUGCAAGUCGCUGGUGCCGCGCAGGGAGUAUGAGCGCCACGUGGACGGCUGCCUCCAGGCCGCGGAGAGAGCGCUAGGCACCAGGAGGCUGCGAAGCGCCAAGGAUGACAGGCCCGAGGGCCGCCUCCUUGCCCUGCUGGAGCUCUCCGAGAGCAAGGCUGCAGGUGCUGCCGUGGGGGUCACAUCGUCUGCAGGAGCAAGCCCAAGGCACCUCCUAUCCAGGGCCCAGGAUGAUGCUGGGAACAGUGCAGGCGGCCGGUGUAGCCCUCCCCACACGCCUCUGAGGGAUCCCCCGGCCAAGGCCCUCAUGUCCCUGGGUGAGGCCGCGGCCUGCCUGCUGGACCUGGAGGAGCCGGCGGGCGCUCAGCCGGGCAGUCGCCUGCAGACCAAAGCCGCCCGGCGGAGGAAGAGGAAGUUCUGAGCCACGCUGCCGCAAGGACUCGGGCCCCCCGCCCUCCGCCCCCUUUAUAUGUUUUGUACGCUGGCGCGGCUGGGCGCAACGCCCAGUCUCUCCGUGCCCCGCAGCUCCCCCACCCCCUUGCAGAGAUGGAAAUAUAUUUAUGUACAUUUUUACAA
Alligator mississippiensis (American alligator) is the source of this 2641-nucleotide messenger RNA. RefSeq names its product ubiquitin interaction motif containing 1 (gene UIMC1). Gene Ontology annotation, cellular component: BRCA1-A complex. The transcript has 14 exons. The record is from RefSeq and is a predicted model, not a curated record. Lineage: Eukaryota; Metazoa; Chordata; Crocodylia; Alligatoridae. Gene Ontology annotation, biological process: double-strand break repair; positive regulation of DNA repair. The coding region runs from base 111 to 2486 and encodes 791 amino acids. Gene Ontology annotation, molecular function: K63-linked polyubiquitin modification-dependent protein binding; histone binding.